CUCUCCCAACUUUGAGAACCUCUGAAAGCUGACUGCUAUCGCAGUGUCUAUGGGAGUGCCAUCCCCUUAAGCAGACAACGGUAAAAGGCCUGAUUGAACUAUCUUCAUUCAUCCACCAUAUUUGAUGAAACUCCCACUCGAUCACUCGGUGCUCUUUUGACCGUCCUGGAUGAACCAAGAGCUGUGUUGUUUUUCCUAACUGGCUCUGGCACAGGAGAAAUGGUAGCUAGCUAGCAGUCUGUGAAAAUUUGUCUAACGCACGACUGUGAUUAUCUGAUCGAAAUAAUGAAUUUACUACCAUCAAACGCACAUGGGAACGGACUACUGUACGCGGGAUUCAACCAGGAUCAUGGUAAGGUCAGCAUGUGGAGCUCAGCGAUGAUAGACGAGUUUCCCACUAGUAGGAGGGACAAUUUGGGGUGUCAGUCGUAUGUGGAUGCUUUGCUUGCGGAAUGGAGAAUGGGUUUAGAGUGUACAACACAGAUCCACUCAAAGAGAAAGAAAAACAAGGGACACAGCAUUGUGACAGCGAGAGCCAAGAGUUCAUGGAGGGCGGGGUCGGGCAUGUGGAGAUGCUGUUCAGGUGUAACUACCUAGCGCUGGUUGGAGGAGGAAAAAAGCCCAAAUACCCACCUAACAAAGUGAUGAUCUGGGAUGACCUGAAGAAAAAGACUGUUAUAGAAAUUGAGUUCUCCACAGAGGUCAAAGCAGUGAAGCUUCGAAGGGACCGGAUCGUGGUGGUCCUGGACUCUAUGAUCAAAGUGUUCACGUUCACUCACAACCCUCAUCAGCUGCAUGUGUUUGAGACCUGCUAUAACCCCAAAGGUCUGUGUGUGCUCUGUCCCAACAGUAACAACUCUCUGCUGGCGUUCCCGGGGACCCACUCUGGGCAUGUGCAGAUCGUAGACCUUGCCAACACAGAGAAGCCUCCAGUGGACAUCCCCGCCCACGAGGGGGCGCUGUGUUGCAUCGCCCUCAACCUGCAGGGAACCAGGAUAGCCACUGCCUCCGAGAAAGGGACCCUGAUCAGAAUAUUUGACACCAUGGCAGGCCACCUGAUUCAGGAGUUGAGGCGAGGGUCACAGGCUGCUAACAUCUACUGCAUCAAUUUCAACCAGGAUGCGUCCCUCAUCUGUGUGUCUAGUGACCACGGUACAGUCCACAUAUUCGCUGCAGAGGACCCCAAGAGGAACAAACAGUCCAGCCUAGCCUCUGCCAGUUUCCUUCCUAAGUACUUCAGCUCCAAGUGGAGCUUCUCCAAGUUCCAGGUUCCAUCAAACUCGCCGUGUGUGUGUUCCUUCGGAACAGAACCCAACUCUGUCAUAGCCAUUUGUGCUGAUGGCAGCUACUACAAGUUCCUAUUCAAUCAGAAGGGGGAGUGUUCCCGAGACGUCUACGCACAGUUCCUGGAGAUGACAGACGAGAAGAUCUGACCUUUCACCCUACCACCUCCUGCAAACGGACAGACGUGUACAUGGCGGAUGGGUUUAUCUUCUGGAGCAGGAGGACGAGGGGGAUGGACAGAAGGAGGAGAUGAUGUUUCUGCUCACCCACUGCUGAUGAACUCUACGUGAAGCGUCAGAGGGAAGGUGAGAGAGACACCAUCUCGGAAACAA
Molecule: messenger RNA, 1616 nt
Organism: Oncorhynchus tshawytscha (Chinook salmon)
Lineage: Eukaryota; Metazoa; Chordata; Actinopteri; Salmoniformes; Salmonidae
Gene: wdr45b
Product: WD repeat domain 45B
Exons: 12
Coding region: 453-1433 (326 amino acids)
Biological process (GO): nucleophagy; autophagy of mitochondrion; protein lipidation
Cellular component (GO): cytosol; extrinsic component of membrane; phagophore assembly site membrane
Molecular function (GO): phosphatidylinositol-3,5-bisphosphate binding; protein binding; phosphatidylinositol-3-phosphate binding
Source: RefSeq, a predicted model, not a curated record